AUGGUGGUUUAUUCCUUCUACAUCUUCGACAGGCACGCCGAGUGUAUCUACAAGAAGAACUGGCAACUGCCGACCGCAGCUGCUGGUCGGGCGUCACGGCCAACGUCGCAGAACCAUGUCAACGGCGCCACGGGCUCUCGAGCACUUCUGACCGCUGACGAUGACGCAAAGCUGAUCUUCGGCGUGGUCUAUUCAUUGAGGAACAUGGUGCGAAAGCUCGGCGGCGAGGACGACAGCUUUCUCUCAUACAGAACGUCGCAAUACAAACUUCACUACUACGAAACGCCAACCAACACGAAGUUUGUCAUGCUCACCGACAUCAAGUCGGGGUCCAUGCGCAUUGCAUUGCAGCAGAUCUACGUAAAUUGCUACGUCGAAUAUGUUGUCAAGAAUCCGCUUUCGCCCGUAGAGCACCCCGGUGGUCUUGGAGUCAACAACGAGCUUUUCGAAGCCAGUCUCGGCCAGUUUGUGGACCGAGUGCUCAAUGCAACAUGA
Molecule: messenger RNA, 495 nt
Organism: Cyphellophora attinorum
Lineage: Eukaryota; Fungi; Ascomycota; Eurotiomycetes; Chaetothyriales; Cyphellophoraceae
Product: Transport protein particle subunit bet5
Exons: 3
Coding region: 1-495 (164 amino acids)
Biological process (GO): endoplasmic reticulum to Golgi vesicle-mediated transport
Cellular component (GO): TRAPP complex
Source: RefSeq, a predicted model, not a curated record